Messenger RNA from Cavia porcellus (domestic guinea pig), 5336 nucleotides. It is a transcript of the gene Tmdd1, whose product is annotated as transmembrane and death domain 1. Lineage: Eukaryota; Metazoa; Chordata; Mammalia; Rodentia; Caviidae. The transcript has a single exon. The coding region runs from base 1885 to 2745 and encodes 286 amino acids. The record is from RefSeq and is a predicted model, not a curated record.
UGCACAAUGAGUACCCCCAGAUGUGGAGUACUGAGGCUACAGGAUGGAAACCCCUGCAUUGGGGCUCUUCUGGCUUCUCAGGUGCUCAGGGCUAGGGCUGCCUCACUGUAGCCUCCAAUCCCACAAUACAGCGAUGUAGAAGUGGAGGUUCACAUGCCGUAAGUGAAUGAACAGAUGAAUUCACAGAGGGAGUAAACGUAGGGCACUUGGCCUGGAGCAGGCAGAAGGCGGGGCGUGGAGACAACUCAGUUCCAGUAUUUCAGGUCACAUGAGACUGUCCACCUUCCCACCAUCUGUCACUGCCCUUACCACCUUUGGGGACUAAAUACAAAAAACUAGAAACAUUUGCUGGAAAAACUGUCCAUGCUUUUGAGUGGUUUGGGUCCACAAUUUCCUGAGGACCUUGAAUGCUCUAAGCAAAACUGCAAAAGUGCACAAAAGCUCAAGGGAAACAGUGUGUCCAGACUUCCUGCUUAGGGCCCAACCCUCCUGGCCUGUGGAGGACCUCACCUCUUCCCCUAAUUUGUCUUGCACCUACUAUGUGUGGACUGGUGGGUGACAUUGAGGACAAGGAAGUGGUCAAGCACAGCCACUGUUAUUGAGAGUCCACAGUCUAGAUAGGAAAAGUUUAAAAACAUUUAAAAAUACAAUUGGAUAAGGAUGCUGGGGCUGGAGGAAACCAUAUUAAUCUUUAUAUUCACAUAUCUGAUACAAUUAUCUGGCACAUAGAAGAUGCUGCAAAACCCUCUGAUUUUCAGAUCAGUGCCCAGUGGAGGAUGCACAAGUUAUCUCAAGAAUGCCCAGAAAAGAUUCAGAUAGGUGGUGGUGCGUCAGGGACGUUCACCUCCACCUCCAUAGGAUUGGGCAAGUAUGGAGACUGGGACACCAGCAAUAUGAUUUGUUACAAAGUGGGCACAGUGUGUGUGGCUCAGGUAAAGGUUGGAGAAGUCACCCUGGACCUCACAGAUUUCCUGAUGAGAGCUGGGGCUCUACAAUGAAGCUCCUGUGUACAUGUGGGUGGGUGAUGAUAGGGGAGAUUAGCCUAAGGAUGGAUUUGCAUGCUGAGAAUUUAUACAUUGAUUCUACAGGUCUUUACCUCACACCAAUUAGACACUAAUGUGUGGGGACAGUGGACCUCACAGUCUAGUAGAGGAGACAGAUGGACCUGCUGGUUGUGUGUGGUGUAUGCCUGUAAUCCCAGCAUAAUCUCUGGGAUUAUGUGGGCCCAACCAUUCAAAAGCAUGUACAGUUUUCCCAGCAAAUGUUUCUAGUUUGGGUUCUGCCUAGACUACAUAGCGAGUUUAAGGCCAAUCUGGACUACAUAGACCUUGUCUUUAAAAAAAAAAAAGAAAAGAAAAAGAAGGGCAGGGGGAGCUGCAGCUAUCCGGCAGCAGGAGUGCAGCUCCAGAACAGACAGCCAGGGUCAGGACCUCUUGGGGGAGACGAAACAAGUUAGCUUAAGUGGGGCCUCAGUGUGUGUGGGUGGGAGACCUAAGGAGGGGCUCACCUCAUCCAAAGGCGAGAACAUGAAAGUUUGGACUAGUGCAGGUAUGAGAAUGGGAAAGGACAAGGCACCUUCGGCCAAGAGAAUUUAGAACUAGAGUGGGUACGGAGUAUAGUGGGAAGCAGGGUAUCUAGGGCUUCGAGGGCUUAAAAUAAGGACCCAGAAUUCUAGCCAUCUGGGGCCAAAAGUCCCACUCCACCGAAGAGUCCCAAAUCCUUGCACUCCGGUUGUCUUUUGUGGGCCCCUCCCCAUGUUCCUGGGCGUUGCUCCCCAGUCCUCUAGGUUCAAAUCCGUCCAGUCCUCUCGGGGCUCGAGCCCCCUCCCACCGUAGCGUUCCCGAACGUUGCCAGCCCCCGCCCCGCACAAUCGGAGCCCCGACGAUGGCGGCGCAGGCCCUGCUCGUGGUGCUCUGCAGCUGGGCGCUGGGGCCGACGGGCGCCCUGGACGCCAUGGGCCCUCACACGGCGCUCCGCCUGGCGGAGCUGCUGACCUCGGAGGAGUGCGGCCAUUUCCGGUCGCUACUGGAGGCGCCGGAGCCCGAUGUGGAGGCGGAACUGGCCAGGCUCUCUGAAGACCGGCUGGCGCGGCCGGAGCCGCUGACGCCCACGUCGGUGUCGCUGGGCGAGGCGCGGCGGCGGCGGGAGGCAGCCGAGGAUCCCGUGGAGGACCCGACGGCGGGCCAGUCGGCCGAGCCCGGGGAGGUUUCCGACGGCUGCCGGGAGGCGCUGGCGUCCUGGCUGGCUGCCACGUCCCUUUCUUGGGACCGUGUGGCCCGGGCCCUGCAGCACAGCGGCCGGCCCGACGUGGCCCGGGAGCUGGCCAAGAACCUCCACCAGCAGGCGACGCUGCAGCUGCGCAAAUUUGGGCAGCGCUUCGUGCCACCGCCGGGCGUCGCCCCGGCCCCCGCCCCCGCCCCCGCCCCGGCCCCGGCCCCGGCCCCCGCCCCCGCCCCUCGUCCCCGCCGCACCUCGGAGCGCGCGCCCGCCUGGGACCUGCUGGGACUGGAGCUGGUGCUGGAGCGCCUGCCUCAGCCGCCGUACGAGCGGAGCCCGGCGGGCUGGGUCGGGCCGCUGGCGCUCGGCCUGCUCACAGGCUUCGCGGGGGCGCUGGGGACUGGGGCGAUGCUUGUCUUGCUCACGGUGUGGCUCACAGGCAGCAACGGCGACCAGGCGGCUCACCUGCCAGCACCUCGUUCCCCUGGCUCAGGUCGACCGCGGGCUGAGAAGUCGAGCCGCUUCUGACAAGGGCUGCCCGCCGUGGAGAAGUGGGAGUGAGGUGCUGCUGGAGUGCUGCCCCGGACGGAUUAUAAAAGUUAUGACACCAGGCUGUCGGUUAAUUCUGUGGGGAUGCCAGGCAUAGCCCGAGGACCACGUGGACCGAGAUGGGCACUGGUGGGGUCUCCCAGGAUGGGGGCUACUUUCCACUAAAAGCCAACACUUCCUAGCACAAACCGCGUGUCUGGCCUUGCUAAGCUGUUAACAUUCUCUUACUUACUCUUCAAAGUCAAAGGGCCGCGUGCAGUGGCGAAGGUCAGAAAUCCCAGCAUUCGGGAGGCUGCAGGAGGAUUGCUGUGAGUUCAAGGCCAGCCUGAACUAAUAGCGCUACCAUGUCUCAAAACCAAAACAAAAUACCCGCCCCCCCCCCCCAAAAAAAAACCAGCCCAAUAAGAAAGGUAUCAGCAAUACAUAUCAGGAAGCUGCUCACAGCUCUUUGUGAUAUAGGCAAUUUUUAAAAUCCAGAGCCUUUUGGCAGGAACCAGACGGGUGUGUGGAGCUUCCUGGCUUUGCUCCAAGGCCCUUCAGGCAUGUGUAGGGCAGUGCAGGGGUGCCCACUUGCAUGUACUCCCCACCCCACUCCCACCAGCACUACCCAGGAUACUGGGUGAACCUGUAUACAGACUGCCCCCCCCUGCCCUGGCGCUUGGGGUGAGAGCCAUGACAGAAUGACAAGCCAGUCCAAGAGGAGAGUUGAAAACAAGAUUGACGUAACCCUUUAUUGCAAAUUCUAAAGUAAAAAGAUGUACAGUACAAAGUAAAAUUGAAAUUUCAGACUAUAAACUUCCAAUCCACGGAUACAUUCUCAUUUCUCUAGCACUUCUGCCAUUUCUGCAUAAACAGAACAGGGAACAAGUCGAGGGGGCGAGGGAAGGAAGUACAGCAAGGGGGGAAAAGUAAGUCUAGAAGUCACAAACCCCAGAAGCAAGUGAAAGGAAAGACAUUUCUCGACCUGCUGUCCUGGUGAUGAGAAGCGGGGGGUGGUUGGAGCAGUGCAGUUAAAAAUGGCUCUCAGAAUAGCAGCAUUUAUGGUACCAUUUCAUCUUCCUUAAGUCCAAAUAAUACUUCGCCCUUCCCUAGCGCCUUUGCCUCUGUAUCUCAAAACACUUUACAAAACAUUUAGUUAAAGCCUCACAACACCCCUGUGAGGUAGGUCAGUAUUAUUAUCCCCAUUUUACAGAUGGGGAAACUGAGGCACAGAGAGGUUAAGUGACUUGCCCAAGGCCACACAGCGAGCCAGUGGUCAAGCCAGGGAUAGAACACAGGAGUUCUGCCCUUUUUCUGGAACCACUGGACAACACUCCCCUUUACCUAUGUACACUCUUCACACACACACACCACAUGUGCACAACCGCCCACCCCACCCCAUUUAGCCUCUAUGUACAGCAAAUAGCAGUGGGGGGCAGGAGCAGGGGUGCCUCAGGAGCACUUUACUGAAGGAAGUCUUGGUAAUCUUGAAAAGGGAAUCCAAGAGAGCACCGACCGAGCUGCAGCACAGACUGGUGCAAACCUUGGGCCCCUCCCAACCCAAACUUCCUCUUCUUUCCUGAUGUCCCCCUGGCUGAUUAGUUGCAGCUGACUUUUUAAGGGGUGGAGGGUACCUGAAAAUGAAUGAAGCUUUUUGCAAAACUUUGGGCAACAUCUGUGAAAAGAAAGAGGCAUCACUGCAGAAGGUGCCCAGGACUCAAGUCGUAAUCACAAGCCAUGGCAACCUCACCUCCACCAUAGAGCUGGAGGCUGGGGCUGAGGGACCAAGGAUGGGGACUGACCUACGGGCCAUCUCUCUCCAGAGGGAGUCUCUGGAGCGGUGUAGAAUGGGCACUUCAGAUCCUCCUGAGUGUUCCUGGACCAGGAGAUGUGGCCUAGAGGGAACUGUCCCCAAGGGGGUGCCCCUCCAUUGCAGAGAUGUGAGAGGACAGUCCCCGUCUGCUGGCUUGAGGGGGUGAUGGAGGGCAGGGCCCAGUGCCAGCCAGCAGGGCUGUCGGGCAUCAUGCAUGACCUAGCUUGAGGACGUGGUGGGGGGUGUGUGUGUGCAUUUUUUCCCAACACACUGGUGAAGAAGGCAGAAGUAAGGCCAGUCCAGCUGGGUUGGCUGAGGUCAUCUCUGGGGGCUCUGCCAGGUGGGCUAGGUGAGAAGGGGCUGUCUAAGCCUCUAAGCACCGGCGGAGUGGGGAAUGCCACAUGCAAUGGUCGAGUGGGAAUCUGGGGAGUUAGGACCUGGCUGUUCUCUCCAGUCUCAACUUAGCCAGCACUGCAAACGACCUUCUGGUUUCUCUCCCCUCAGUUCCCUUUCUUUCCCCAAUGCACUAAGGUCCCAGUUCCCGGACCCCUCCCAGGACUCAAGAACUGGGACAGUCAAGCAACAAACACACACCAAGACAGGCUUCCCUUGUACAGUAAAAAGGGUCAUUUUUAUUUUGUUUCCUUUUGGCUUAUAGAAGUGAUGUACUUUUUUCUGUUUUAAUCACGUCUCAUUUAGGGCAGCGUUGGCCUCCAUGCAUUCACUAAUACACUAUUGGUCUUUUAGUUUACAUUGGUUGUGGUGAAAAAGGAAAGAA